AAAAAACCUCACCUAUUGAAAGAGAUUCAACAGGAAGACGGUCAAAAUGUCCAAGAUUACCGUCGCCGGUGUGCGUCAGAACGUUGCUGAGCUUCUCGACUACAGCAACAACACGAAGAAGCGCAACUUCCUGGAGACCGUCGAGCUCCAGAUCGGCCUGAAGAACUAUGACCCCCAGCGUGACAAGCGUUUCUCUGGCACUGUCAAGCUGCCCACCGUCCCCCGCCCGAACAUGAGCAUCUGCAUCCUGGGUGACCAGCAUGAUAUCGACCGUGCCAAGCACGGCGGUGUCGAUGCCAUGAGCGCCGACGACCUCAAGAAGCUCAACAAGAACAAAAAGCUUAUCAAGAAGUUGGCUCGCAAGUACGACGCCUUCGUCGCCUCCGAUACCCUGAUCAAGCAGAUCCCUCGUCUUCUUGGUCCUGGUCUGUCCAAGGCCGGCAAGUUCCCCACCCCGGUCUCGCACUCGGACGACCUGAGCGCCAAGAUCAACGAGGUCAAGUCGACCGUCAAGUUCCAGCUCAAGAAGGUUCUGUGCAUGGGUGUUGCUGUUGGCAACGUCGGCAUGACCCAGGAGCAGCUGAUUGCCAACAUCAUGUUGGCCAUCAACUACCUGGUGUCGCUGCUCAAGAAGGGCUGGCAGAACGUUGGUAGCCUGACAAUCAAGGCUACCAUGUCGCCUCCUAAGCGCAUCUACUAAGCGGAUUAAGGGGGUGAGAAAGGGGCUGGGGUCUUGGGCCGCACAGGGCACUAUUUUGGUUCGGUAGCAUACGUUAGUCAGACCUCGCGG
This is a messenger RNA of Parathielavia appendiculata, 790 nucleotides long. RefSeq names its product ribosomal protein L1. Gene Ontology annotation, cellular component: cytosolic large ribosomal subunit. NCBI's taxonomy places the organism in Eukaryota, Fungi, Ascomycota, Sordariomycetes, Sordariales, Chaetomiaceae. Gene Ontology annotation, biological process: translation; maturation of LSU-rRNA. The record is from RefSeq and is a predicted model, not a curated record. The transcript is spliced from 4 exons. Bases 47 to 700 code for a protein of 217 amino acids. Gene Ontology annotation, molecular function: RNA binding; structural constituent of ribosome.